Molecule: messenger RNA, 879 nt
Organism: Gracilinanus agilis (Agile Gracile Mouse Opossum)
Lineage: Eukaryota; Metazoa; Chordata; Mammalia; Didelphimorphia; Didelphidae
Gene: CELA1
Product: chymotrypsin like elastase 1
Exons: 8
Coding region: 1-801 (266 amino acids)
Biological process (GO): proteolysis
Molecular function (GO): serine-type endopeptidase activity
Source: RefSeq, a predicted model, not a curated record
AUGCUCCAAAUUCUGAUCUUUGCUCUCCUUGUCUUUUGUGGUCAUGGCUUUGAGGACUUCCCAGAUACCAAUGCCCGAGUUGUAGGGGGAACCAAUGCCCAAAGAAAUGUCUGGCCUUCCCAGAUUUCUCUCCAGUACUCAUCUGGGGGCUCAUGGUAUCACACCUGUGGAGGGACUCUCAUUACUCAGAACUGGGUGAUGACAGCAGCUCAUUGUGUGGACAGCAACCUGAAUUUCCGGGUCGUGGUUGGGGAUCACAACCUGUACCAGAAUGAUGGCACUGAACAGUACAUGAGUGUCAGAAAAAUUGUGAUACAUCCAAACUGGAACUCCAACAGUGUGGCUUCAGGCUAUGACAUUGCCCUGCUCCGUCUAAGCCAGAGUGUCACCCUCAACAGCUAUGUCCAGCUGGGCACCCUGCCCCCAUCAGGUCAGAUCUUGCCCAACGGCAACUCCUGCUACAUCACAGGCUGGGGCAGAACCAAGACUAAUGGGCAGCUGGCUGAGACUCUACAGCAGGCAUACCUGCCCGUGGUGGAUUAUGCAACCUGUUCCAGCAGCUCCUACUGGGGAUCCACUGUUAAAACCACCAUGGUGUGUGCCGGAGGAGAUGGUGUGAGGUCUGGAUGCCAGGGAGAUUCUGGAGGCCCUCUUCACUGCCUGGUUAAUGGCCAGUAUGUCGUGCAUGGAGUGACCAGCUUUGUGUCCAGCUUGGGUUGUAACGUUUCCAGGAAGCCCACCGUCUUUACCCGAGUCUCCAAUUACAUCUCUUGGAUCAAUAAUGUUAUUGCUUCCAACUAAACGUUCCUGUCUUUCAACAAAAACCUUCCCCUCUUCUGAAGAUGGCGUUGAAAUCAAGGAGAAAGUUCAGGACAAGGG